GUUAUACUAUCUGACUAUGUAGUAUUCCCUUACUUCUCUAUUCGCAUUAGCGCACCCAACUAACUUCCUUAUGCCAAAGGAGGAUUCACGAUUGUGGGUUGGUAUGUGCGUGCAUUACAAGUACCUAUAUGGUUUAUGCAUGUCAAGAUUUAUGUAGUAUUAACCUUAUGCUACCCUACUGUUGCACUACCUACCUCAUACCUCUAACAUAACUAACAUAAUACUACCUAAUGGUAUGCAUUGUAGAAUACACGAAACCCGCGGGAUUGUGCUAGAGCCUUAUCUAAGUGGUACCGUUCCUGGCGUUCAAACCCGCGGCUCUCCACAACUUCCACCGUCUCAUCGUUUUUGUGUUACACCCAACCGCUCUGGUACUACUCGAAAACGUCCGGCAUUCGUUGGCUGUUGGUAAACAAAAAAAAAAAAAAAAAAAAGAAAGAAAACGGACCAUAAAAAAAAACACCCGAGCCAGAUGCCCCCCGGUCCAAUAGCAGGACCUUCCACGGCCUCAUGCAGCCCGGCGCCCUACGGCCAAGCCUGUGUCGCUUGCUCCCGUGCCAAAUGCAAAUGCUUCUAUCGGGCUGAUGGGUCUUCGUGUGAACGGUGCCACCGUCUUGGGAAAACAUGUGAGCCGGCUUUCACAGCUCGCAAAAGGAAAGCCCGUAGAUCACCACCACCUCCUCCGGCUCCUCCUCUACAGCCAACUGUUAUCGUGCAACAACCCCCGCUUUCAACUAAUAGCACCCGAGUCGAGGAGAAGUUGGAUGAGCUUGUAAGCCUGUUGCGUUCUCAAGCCGCCGAGAAACAACAAACACAACAACAACAGCAGCAGCAGCAGCAUACGCCACCAUCAUUACCGGAGGGCAUCUUCACUGGUGGUGGUGAUGGUGGCGGUGGUGGUGGUUAUACUAACUCCAUGUCUCCAAUAUCUAUAACCCUACCCGUGCGUGAGCACCCAGAUAUCGCCGUAGACUCAACUGCUACUAUCGUACACCUAUUACGCCCUGCUCCUCCUAUAACACCAUCCCCCAUAGCCAUUGAUGUGUCUGGUCAUAGAAUACCAGACCACACUGCACAAGAUCUAUUAGACACCUUCCGCCGAUCCUUUAUCCCCUUGUGCCCCGUUGUCCAUAUCCCCUUGUCGACGAGCGCCGCUGAGCUGCGCCGUGACAAGCCUUUUCUAUGGCUCGUCGUCAUGUCCUUAGCCUGCAAGUCCAUCUCGCAGCAGUCCGAAUUAGCAGAUGCGAUCUGGCACAUCAUAUCAAACAGGGUAGUUUUGCAACAUAUUAUUGAUCUAGAUGUACUCCUCGGCAUCGUCUGCUUCGGCACUUGGUCCUAUCAUCUCAAGGAGGAUAAACCACACAUGUGCAUGCUUGCUCAGUUAGCUGUUACGGUAGCCCUCGAAUUAAAUAUCCAUCACGAUGUCUCAACACGUCCGCAGCGGCGUAGUCGAUUUCCAAGUCAGCGACAGGCUGAUCAGCGUCCCCGGACCAUGGAAGAGCGGCGGACUAUGCUGGCCUUAUUUCACCUCACAUCUGCCACCUGGUUAAGAUACAGGCUAACCGAGCCUCUCCGUUGGACAUCGUACUUGGAUGACUGCCUCCGUAUCCUCGAGGAAGGAAAGGAGACGUAUUUGGACAUACUUCUGGCUAUGCAGGUCAGAUGUCAGAUCAUUAUAAAUCAGUUAACCUGCCCCCCCGGAGACCAACCCCCGGGAGUGGAAACCCCUAAAAUAACGGCCCCUUCCCUAGUUGCGGCCCUGGUAAGAGAACUUCACAAUAUACGACGCAAAUUACCAGCAGAUAUUGAAGCAAUGAUAACCGCACAGUUCUACCUGUGUUUUGCGGAGAUGAAAAUCCGGGAAACCGUACUCUACAGGCCUAGAACCACAGACCAGACGGGCACCGCACAGUUCCAGCGGUUGCAAGAUCUAGACGCGGUCUUAACCAUGGCGGAGCGGUGGUUUUCCAUGACAACCACCCUGCCUCCCGCCGACUGGCACGGCUUGACCGCCGACCUCUUCACCCACUGCACGCAGUACCUGAUCGUGCUCUUCCGACUCGCCACCCUCGACGAGCCCGGCUGGGACCUGGACGACGUGAGGCGGAGGGCCGACGUCUUCGCCGUCAUAGACCGCUGCAUCCUGGAGGUCGAGCGCGUCCCGCCCGCGUUGGGCAUGGUGGACGCCGAGGGCGCGCGGAGCGGCUUCUUCUUCAAAUUACCGCUACUGCUCCGGGACGUGAAGGUGCUAUUCAUAGCAGAGAUGCAGCAGCAGCAGCAACAGCAACAGCAACAGCAGUCAAAUCCGCAGCUAAACCCCGGCCGCGGCCCCGGAUUCCCCGCCGCGGAUAACAUCGCCACAAGUGACGGUCUGAACAAGAACAACGACAACAACAACAAUAGCAACAACACCAAUACCAAUACAAAUAAUAACCGUAAUAAUAACAUCAUGCCCGGGUUCGGCGAAGACAUGUCGUUCGCGGACGAGAACUACUUGAAUAUGGUGCAGGAGGAGAUGCUGGCUCAUGUCUGGGAUUUCAGGCCGGAUGCUUCUUACCUGAUGCCUUUCCUGCCGUAGAUGGAGGACAGGAUCUAAGAUUACUUUCGGAGGUAACAUGGGUAUGGAAUGACUACUGUAUAUACAUACAUUAGAGUGCCUGGUACCUCCUAUCCGAGAGAUCCCACUCAAGACAUUAGACAUUACUUACCUCC
Daldinia caldariorum is the source of this 2712-nucleotide messenger RNA. RefSeq lists its product as uncharacterized. The transcript has 5 exons. Gene Ontology annotation, biological process: regulation of DNA-templated transcription. Gene Ontology annotation, molecular function: transcription cis-regulatory region binding; DNA-binding transcription factor activity, RNA polymerase II-specific; zinc ion binding. The coding region runs from base 473 to 2578 and encodes 701 amino acids. Lineage: Eukaryota; Fungi; Ascomycota; Sordariomycetes; Xylariales; Hypoxylaceae. Gene Ontology annotation, cellular component: nucleus. The record is from RefSeq and is a predicted model, not a curated record.